UCUAAAAUUCGGACCAAAUAUGCGGCUCAUUGAGCUCGUGGUGGCGUCGCUCGCGGCCGUGGCUCUGGUGCUCGUCGUGAACUGUUCCGCGUUGCACAUGUACCCGGAAAUAUUCGAUACCAAGUCACAGUUCCUCCAGGCACGCGCGUUGCCUGCGAAGGGUGGUGACAGUGCGCCGAGUGCCCUCGCGGAUGGACCACAGUUCCGCAGUGGUUCGAAAGACGAUGAGGUGGGCUAUGUGCGCUCGAGCAGCGAAUCCGGCAAAGGUGGCUAUCUGCACCGAGAGAACUUCCACCGGAAAGAUGGCAACAAAUAUGGCAACGAAAAGCAGACCGGCUUCGGUGAGUCGAAGCGUGCGAAGGACUCGAACGGCACCCCUCAGGUAGGUGAACUUAAGGACGCCAUAAUCAUCGAUACGGACCAUCACCGACCGGAACCGACGUACGAAGUUACCGAAGAACAGAGCGAUGUCGAGAAUCCGGAUAAGGACAAGAAGUAUGGCGUCGCUCGUCCAAUCGCGGGCGGUGGAGACAAGCGGAAGACGCCCCAGGGGAAGAAGGCGAAGCCGGCGGCCCGACCGAAGGCUGGCCGCAGCAAUCAACAGAACAACCACAAUGGCUACGAAUCGAUCGUUUACCACGAGAAGGAGCACGACAGCAUGGAGAAGGGCUACGGCAAGCGGAAGGCGUCCGGCAGGAUGCCGGCCAAGCAGAUCGCCUACGAUUACCUGGGCGAGGUGGACGACGAGCAGCGGUUGCUGGACGAUGGGGAGGGCGGCCGAGAUGAUUCGGACUUUGGCGAUAACUACGAAAUGGUGCGAUUUGAUGCGGACUUCGAACGGUCGUACGGUGACGAGGGGGAAGACGAGCAGGAAGGGGACGAGAAGGCGGCCGCGGGAAGGAGCGAUGGGCCGGACCAGCGGCAGGAUGGCCGCCACGAGGACUACGACUACGAUGAGGAGGUGGACCGGGAGCAGGUGGAUGAGUCGGCGAGCGAGGACAAGUACCGCGGUGAUGACGAGUCCGGCGAGGAGAGCGACGACGACGGGGACGAGCGGCAGUACGAGUACGCGAGUGAGGCGGACGGUGAUGCCCAGGAUUACUGAGCCUCCCGGUCUAGAGUCUAGAGUAGUGGCAGCUUAGCUUUAAAUCCGUUUUCUGGAACCUUCCCCCGUUCUGGAGGUCAAGGUGCCGAAG
Molecule: messenger RNA, 1196 nt
Organism: Anopheles bellator
Lineage: Eukaryota; Metazoa; Arthropoda; Insecta; Diptera; Culicidae
Exons: 2
Coding region: 20-1105 (361 amino acids)
Source: RefSeq, a predicted model, not a curated record